AUGCUACGCCCCGCCCUUGUCCGCCGCGCCGCCCGCGGCCCGCUCCUGCAGCAGACCUCUCGCGCCAUGUCCAUGACGCUCGCCGAGAAGCAGCAGCAGCGUGAGCUCGAUGCUGCCAAGCUUGACGAUGUGCUCAUCGUCGGCGGCGGCAUUGUCGGCUCGGCGCUGGCGUGCAGCCUCAAGUCCAACCCGCUCUUCAAGGGCAAGAAGGUGUCGAUCAUUGAGACGCAGCCGCCGCGCAAGGUCGAGUCGGAGGACCUCGGCCUUCCGGACCUCCGCGUCUACUCGAUCACGCCGGCCUCGAAGAAGCUCCUCGAAGCCGCUGGCGUCUGGUCCAAGAUGAGCGAGAAGCACAUGGCUCCGUUCCAGGACAUGCAGGUCUGGGACGCGAUGGGCGAUGGCUUUGUGCGCUUUGACGCUGCCAAGGCCGGCGUCAAGGACCAGAACUUGGGGUACAUCAUCGAGCACGGCGUCUUGCAGCGUGCGCUCAUGGCGCGCAUGGAAGAGCUCGCGGCGCAGGAUGGCGACGAGCAGCCGCUUCGCAUCCACAGCCCUGCUGUUGUGCGCAACUUCCUCAAGGGCAACGAAGUCUGCCGCUACAGCACGGUGCACCUUGAAGGCGGCGAGGAGCUUCGCGGCCGCUUGGUUGUCGCCGCCGACGGCGGCCAGUCGCUCGACAUGGCCGACGAGCUCAUGGCGAUGAACGCGGAAGAAUUCCAGGCCGCGCUCAACGACGCGCUCUUCCGCCCGUCGGCGCCGCCGGCGAUCCCGGACGUGCCCGUGCUCAAGGACCUCCUCACGGGCCUCCACAACGCCGCGCAGACCGUCAUGGCCGCCGGCGCCAUGUCGGACCCGUUUGUGGCGCCGCCGCGCGUCACCGAAGUCGUCGGCAAGCGCUUCUCGUUCCCGCUCAAGCUGCAGCACGCGACCCGGUACACGCGGGACUGCGUCGCGCUCGUCGGCGACUCGGCCCACAGCAUGCACCCGCUCGCGGGCCAGGGCCUCAACAUGGGCCUCGCCGACGUUGCGUCGCUGAGCAACCUCCUCGCCGAGGGCGUCAAGACGGGCACCAACAUCUCGGCGCCGACGUUCCUCCAGCACUACGAGAACGACCGCAAGGCCGCCAACGUGAGCAUGUCGCUGGCCAUGGACGGCUUCAAGCGCCUCUUUGGUCCGACGCCGGACGCGGUCGGCGCCGCGCGCAACCUCGGCAUGGGUGCACUCAACGCCAUCGAGCCUGUCAAGACGCAGAUCAUCCGCUACGCGAUGGGCUUGAACCCUAGUGUCAUCAUUUUCAACCCGCACCCUGGUUGUUGUCGUUGA
Saprolegnia parasitica CBS 223.65 is the source of this 1323-nucleotide messenger RNA. RefSeq lists its product as hypothetical. Bases 1 to 1323 code for a protein of 440 amino acids. Gene Ontology annotation, molecular function: oxidoreductase activity, acting on paired donors, with incorporation or reduction of molecular oxygen, NAD(P)H as one donor, and incorporation of one atom of oxygen; FAD binding. Gene Ontology annotation, cellular component: mitochondrion. The transcript is spliced from 4 exons. Gene Ontology annotation, biological process: ubiquinone biosynthetic process. The record is from RefSeq and is a predicted model, not a curated record. NCBI's taxonomy places the organism in Eukaryota, Oomycota, Saprolegniomycetes, Saprolegniales, Saprolegniaceae.